Pan troglodytes (chimpanzee) is the source of this 660-nucleotide messenger RNA. It is a transcript of the gene RPL12, whose product is annotated as ribosomal protein L12. The coding region runs from base 116 to 613 and encodes 165 amino acids. Gene Ontology annotation, cellular component: ribosome; cytosolic large ribosomal subunit. The record is from RefSeq and is marked inferred. NCBI's taxonomy places the organism in Eukaryota, Metazoa, Chordata, Mammalia, Primates, Hominidae. Gene Ontology annotation, molecular function: large ribosomal subunit rRNA binding; structural constituent of ribosome. Gene Ontology annotation, biological process: translation. The transcript is spliced from 7 exons.
AUCUGGCUUGUCCGCGCGAUUUCCGGCCUCUCGGCUUUCGGCUCGGAGGAGGCCAAGGUGCAACUUUCUUCGGUCGUCCCGAAUCCGGGUUCAUCCGACACCAGCCGCCUCCACCAUGCCGCCGAAGUUCGACCCCAACGAGAUCAAAGUCGUAUACCUGAGGUGCACCGGAGGUGAAGUCGGUGCCACUUCUGCCCUGGCCCCCAAGAUCGGCCCCCUGGGUCUGUCUCCAAAAAAGGUUGGUGAUGACAUUGCCAAGGCAACGGGUGACUGGAAGGGCCUGAGGAUUACAGUGAAACUGACCAUUCAGAACAGACAGGCCCAGAUUGAGGUGGUGCCUUCUGCCUCUGCCCUGAUCAUCAAAGCCCUCAAGGAACCACCAAGAGACAGAAAGAAACAAAAAAACAUUAAACACAGUGGGAAUAUCACUUUUGAUGAGAUCGUCAACAUUGCUCGACAGAUGCGGCACCGAUCCUUAGCCAGAGAACUCUCUGGAACCAUUAAAGAGAUCCUGGGGACUGCCCAGUCUGUGGGCUGUAAUGUUGAUGGCCGCCACCCUCAUGACAUCAUCGAUGACAUCAACAGUGGUGCUGUGGAAUGCCCAGCCAGUUAAGCACAAAGGAAAAUAUUUCAAUAAAGGAUCAUUUGACAACUGGUGGA